AUGGCCCUCAAUAGGUUCCAACAACUAGCCAUUUUUCUCUUGACCGUCUCAUGGUUCAUAGAUGUCUCCAUAGCCUCGGGCCUGCCCUUCCUCAUUCCUCAUAAUGAAGCCCGAGCCCAAGUCGGGGUGCGACCCCUCACGUGGAACGAAACCUUAGCAACGUAUGCUCGCGAAUAUGCUUACCAAAGAAGUGGCGACUGUAAGCUUCAACACUCCGGAGGACCUUUUGGUGAGAACCUAGCUUUAGGUUACGGUGACCAGUUCACUACAUCCACUGCUGUUGGUAUGUGGGUCGACGAGAAGCAAUACUAUGACUAUUAUUCAAAUUCGUGUGUUGGCAAUGGGUGUCUUCACUAUACCCAAGUAGUUUGGAGUGAUUCGGUUCAUCUUGGUUGUGCUAAGGUUAACUGCUAUGACGACGGCUGGUGGUUUGUUAUAUGCAGUUAUGAUCCCCCGGGGAAUUAUGUGGGUGAACGUCCGUAUUGA
Messenger RNA from Helianthus annuus (common sunflower), 486 nucleotides. Its product is annotated as basic form of pathogenesis-related protein 1. The coding region runs from base 1 to 486 and encodes 161 amino acids. NCBI's taxonomy places the organism in Eukaryota, Viridiplantae, Streptophyta, Magnoliopsida, Asterales, Asteraceae. The transcript has a single exon. Gene Ontology annotation, cellular component: extracellular region. The record is from RefSeq and is a predicted model, not a curated record.